Molecule: messenger RNA, 780 nt
Organism: Camelina sativa (false flax)
Lineage: Eukaryota; Viridiplantae; Streptophyta; Magnoliopsida; Brassicales; Brassicaceae
Product: DNA gyrase subunit B, mitochondrial-like
Biological process (GO): DNA topological change
Molecular function (GO): ATP binding; DNA topoisomerase type II (double strand cut, ATP-hydrolyzing) activity; DNA binding
Source: RefSeq, a predicted model, not a curated record
CACCACGCCUUCUCUCUCUAGGCUGCUUUAGAUGCCAAAAGGGCAAGGGAGUUGGUCAGGUCGAAAAGCGUUUUGAAGUCAUCAUCACUUCCUAGGAAACUGGCUGAUUAAACAAACUCCAUUGGCCAUGCUAAUUCGGUCAAGUAGUGACAUCCAUUUUCAAUCUCUCCAGAGAUUUUUAUAGUUGAAGGAGAUUCUGCUGGUGGCAGUGCGAAACAGGGCCGUGACAGACGUUUUCAGGCAAUUCUUCCUUUGAGGGGUAAAAUUUUGAACAUUGAAAGAAAGGAUGAAGCAGCCAUGUAUAAGAAUGAAGAAAUUCAAAAUCUAAUUCUUGGCCUUGGCCUCGGUGUGAAGGGAGAAGAAUUUAUGAAAGAAAAUUUGCGGUACCAUAAGAUAAUCAUCUUAACAGAUGCAGAUGUUGAUGGUGCACAUAUACGGACACUUCUGUUGACAUUUUUCUUCAGAUAUCAGAGAGCCUUGUUUGAUGCGGGUUGCAUUUAUGUCGGCGUUCCACCUCUAUUCAAGGUUGAAAGGGGGAAACAUGCUCAAUAUUGCUAUGAUGACGCUGACCUUAAAAAGAUCACCGCCAAUUUCCCUGCAAACGCAUCCUACACCAUUCAAAGGUUCAAAGGUUUGGGAGAGAUGAUGCCUGAGCAGCUUUGGGAAACAACAAUGAAUCCAGAAACAAGGAUAUUGAAGCAAUUAGUUGUUGAGGAUAUAGCAGAAGCAAACAUGACAUUUUCAUCACUUAUGGGUUUAGUAUAAUAUGUAUUAAUAUUU